Messenger RNA from Paramuricea clavata, 998 nucleotides. NCBI's taxonomy places the organism in Eukaryota, Metazoa, Cnidaria, Anthozoa, Malacalcyonacea, Plexauridae. The record is from the annotation of a GenBank genome assembly.
CGAAUGUGGACAACGACGCUUUUUGUGAUCUAGUUGGAGACAAUUUCCUCCAUCAAUUUAUAAUGGGCCCUACGCAUAUUGCUGGUAAUAAACUUGACCUGCUGUUAUGCAACUAUCCUGAAACUAUCGGAAAUGUUUCUACACUCAAACCUCAAUCGUGUAAUUUUCCAACAGAUCACUACGUCAUAGAAUUUCAGGUCAAACUAAAGUUUACGCGAGCCAAGCCAGUUAGGCGACGAGUAUAUGAUUACAAACGUGGAAACUUCGGGGAUCUGAGGAAUUUUGUAACUCGUGUACCUUUCGAUAUUACCACGUCAGACAACAUCGACCAGCACUGGUUACAGUGGAAAGAUAUGUUUUUAACUGCAGUUGAAAGUUACAUCCCAGCUAAAACUAUGAGUGAUACUAACUCUCCACCUUGGAUUGACGGGGAGGUUCGCCAUUUAAUCCGAAAGAAAUACACAGCGCUAAAGAAAUAUCGUUUGGUCAAGUCAGAUGCUCGAAAGUUGAAACUACGUACUUUAAGUCAAAAAAUCAAAUAUGCUAUCAGACGAAAACAUAGCGAGUAUUUAGCCAAAAUUGAAGCCUCUUUUAAAGAUAACCCUAAACUUUUCUGGAGUUAUCACAAAGCUAUCCUUCACCACCGAGAGAAUCAGAGUCCUAAGAUCACAUACAAUGGUACUACAGCCAAGACAGCAGCUGCAAAAGCAGAACUUUUUAACACGUAUUUUUCCUCGGUAUUUCUGCCGCCAAAAUCUAAUGUUAGUCCUGAUGUAGAUGAUAAUUCAUCUCCUCUAAGCACCAUCAUGCAAUUUUCGGAUAUUACACUCGGUGUUGAAGAAGUCGAGGCUUGUCUUCACGAUCUUGAUACGUCAAAAGCAUGUGGUCCGGACGGCAUUCCAUCACGCCUAUUGAAAGAAUGCAGCCAUGCAGGAAAUCGCACCCAGCGUCUGUGCACUGUUCAACCAAUCUUUAAAUAUUGGUCGAAUUCCUUCUGA